Molecule: messenger RNA, 3164 nt
Organism: Hemiscyllium ocellatum (epaulette shark)
Lineage: Eukaryota; Metazoa; Chordata; Chondrichthyes; Orectolobiformes; Hemiscylliidae
Product: gastrula zinc finger protein XlCGF57.1-like
Exons: 1
Coding region: 574-2334 (586 amino acids)
Biological process (GO): regulation of transcription by RNA polymerase II
Cellular component (GO): nucleus
Molecular function (GO): DNA-binding transcription factor activity, RNA polymerase II-specific; RNA polymerase II cis-regulatory region sequence-specific DNA binding
Source: RefSeq, a predicted model, not a curated record
CUCAGGGUCUUGUCUCCAGCUGUGAGCUUCAGUCAGAAUGGGCUGGAGAUAACUAUCCAAUGUUUUGUUGGGAUUUCACCCAGGAAUGAGGGUGGGAGAGAGGAAGAGAGAGUGUGGGGGACGGGGAUUUAUAACUUGGAGGGAACAAGAGAGGAAAAUACACCACAGAAACUGGAAUUGUCUGUUUAAUGAAUUCUCUGCCUCACUGACAGUGAACUGUUUGGUUAUCUCCUGUCACAGGGACUGGAAGAGGAGGGCUCACACCAAGGAAAUCCAAAACAAAGCACCAGGUCAAGAUCUGGGCAGUGACACUAACAUCAGGAGUUGAACAUCACUGCCCUCUUGAUUGUGGAAGGAGACGUGUUUGUUUUGUCUGAGGGGAAAGAUCUCAAACCUCAAUACGACUGGAAGAGCACCGAGCCGCACCUGAGUGAGAGUGUUCCAGUGAGCUGACUGUGGACAGCGCUUUCACCAGACACACAGACUUCAAGAAACUAUUUCGAGGAGAAACUGCGCACCUGCGAAUAGAGUUAGGUGUUCCCUGCCUGAUAAGAUUUGAACUGAUCCUUCAGUAUGGAGGGGCACAAAGACACGGUCACCAUGGAGAAACCGUGUAAAUGCGUGGAGUGUGGGAAGGGAUUCAGAUUUCCGUCCAGGCUGGACGUGCAUCGACGCACGCACACUGGGGAGAAACCGUUCACCUGCUCAAAAUGUGAGAAGGGAUUUGCUCGUCUGUGCAGUUUACAGAUACACCAGAGAACUCACACUGGAGAGAAACCAUUCAUCUGCAUCAAGUGCGGGAUGGGAUUUGCUCAUUCGUCCAGUUUACGUGUCCACCAGCGAAUUCACACUGGGGAGAAGCCAUUCAAAUGCUCCGAGUGUGAAAAGGGGUUUGCUCAUUUAUCCAGCUUACAAAUGCACCAGAGAACUCACACUGGGGAGAAAUCAUUCAUCUGCUCUGACUGUGGUAAGGGGUUCACUCAUUCAACCAGUUUACAUGUACACCAGAAAGCUCACACGGGAGAAAGACCAUUCACCUGCUCUGACUGUGGCAAGGGAUUUCUUCAGUCAUCCAAGUUACAUCAGCACCAAAGAAUUCACACUGGGGAGAAACCGUUUGUCUGUUCUGAAUGUGGGAAGGCAUUUGCACAGUCAUCCACUUUAAACGUCCACCAGAGAAUUCACACUGGAGAGAGACCGUUCACCUGCUCCAAGUGUGGGAAGGGAUUCGCGCAGUCAUCCAGCUUACAUGAACACUGGCGGACCCACACCGGUGAGAGACCAUUCAUCUGCUCUUACUGUGGGCAGGGAUUCGCUGAGUCAUCCACCUUACUUAACCACCAGAGACUUCACACUGGAGAAAAACCAUUCGCUUGCUCUGAGUGCGGGAAGCGGUUCACCCAGUUGUCCAACUUGCAUCAACACCAGAGAACGCACACUGAAGAAAAACCGUUCACCUGCCCCGAGUGUGGGAAGGGAUUUGCUCAGUCUUCCAAGUUACGUGAACACUGGAGAACUCACACUGGGGAGAAACCAUUCAUCUGCUCUGACUGCGGGAGGGGAUUCGCUCAGACGUCCACCUUGCGCGCACAUCGGAGAAUUCACACCAGAGAGAAGCCAUUCAUCUGUUCUGAGUGCGGGAAGGGAUUUGCUCAGUCAUUCAAGCUGCACCAACACCAGAGGACUCACACUGGGACGAAACGUUCGUCUGCUAUGACUGUGGGCUGGGAUUCACUCAGUCAUCCACCUUACAUGUACAGCAGCGAAUUCACACUGGAGAGAAAUGACUCACCUGCUCCAAGCGUGGGAAGGGAUUUGCUCAGGCAUCUGGCUUACAUGAACACUGGAGACCUCGCGCUGGGGAGAGGCCACUCAUCUGCCCUGAGCGUGGGGGGAGAUUUGCUCAGUCUUCCAAGUUACAUGAACACUGGAGAAUUAGUAUCUGGGAGAAACCAUUCAACUGCUCUGAUGAUGGGCAGGGAUUCCCUCAGCCAUCCACCUUGCAUAACCACCAGAGAACUCACACUGGAGAAAAACUGUUCACCUGCCCUGAGUGUGGGAGGGGAUUUGCUCAGUCUUCCAAGUUAUGUGAGCGCACGUGAAACCACCGGAGAACUCGCGCUGGAGAAAAACCAUCCACCUGCUCUGACCGUGGGAAGAGAUCCACUUGGUUAUCCGACCUACCUUCACAGCACGGAACUCACAGUGGAGAAAAACUCUUCCCCUGCCCUGGGUGUUGGAAGGGAUUUACUGAGUCGCCCAAGUUCUGUGAACACUGGAGAACUCGCACCAGGGAGAAGCCAUUCAUCUGCUGUGACUGUGGGAAGGGAUUAGCUCAGACUGGCAUGUCCAGAGGUCACACUGGAAAGAAAAAAACGUUCGCCUGCCCUGAGUGCGGGAAGAGAUUCGCUCAGGGUUCCAAGUGAAAACAACAGUGUGCAAAACGAUACACUCACUCAUCCGAUCUGCUGAGGGAUCAGCAAGGUCAUGAGUGACUGUAGGGGGGGGGUGGGGGUGGGGGUGGUGUCUGACAGCUUCUAUAAUGUACUUGUGUCAUGGCUUGCAAACUUUAUCACGUGUAUAAUCAGCUUGCCAUUUCUGAACCAUUCACCCGUGCUCGUGUGAGGGUCGGCUCAUCUGGUUUGAGGAUUUCACAUGUCGUGUGUCGAUCACGAAAUGAUGUCUCCAAUCCAGCUCGCUUAAGGGUUCAUUGGACAUAAGCCACUGAUGGGAGAGCGGAAAAAGCAAGUGAGAGCCUGCAGUUUCGCAAGAAGACAGCCUUGUGGUUGAUCUGCAGCAACGCCGGGACUAGUGUUUGACCACCAAGCCCAGAGGAAUGCUUGGGAAAUCUCCUCAGAAGAGGCAGGGUAGCACCUGACCUGAGAUCCAGUAUCUUAUUAUUGUAUGGGACUUUUCACAGUUCGUUGGACUUCCCGCGGAUUGGGUUCACGCGUGGUGCCGUGGGAGUUGAGAUUGAGCUCCAAGUGCCAGCCAGCACCGGGUUUCCUGAAAGGAUGUGAGGUUUACGUGUUUUAAUAUAUCUAAAGUAGUUUAAGUUAUUAAUUUUGUUGAAAUCUGUCUAAAGUAGUGUAAGCUAAUAAUGAUUAGAUUACUAUAUAUAUAUUAUUCAGUGAUCUAAGCUAAUAAAUUUGUGUGUCACACUA